Molecule: messenger RNA, 2571 nt
Organism: Castor canadensis (American beaver)
Lineage: Eukaryota; Metazoa; Chordata; Mammalia; Rodentia; Castoridae
Gene: Slc7a6os
Product: solute carrier family 7 member 6 opposite strand
Biological process (GO): developmental process
Source: RefSeq, a predicted model, not a curated record
GUAUGGAGGCCGGCGGACUUGCGGUGCUCCGCGUGAAACGGAAGCGCAGCGCAGAACCCGCGGAGGCUCUUGUGCUGGCGUGUAAACGCCUACGGAGCGCCGAGGUUGAGUCGGCUGCCCAGAAGGCGUCGGAGGAUCUGAAGACAGCGGCGGAGAAUAAUGUCUUCCAGCUGGUGGCUACCGUGCGCUCUCAGGAGGAGCCAGUUCAGCAGCUCGUGCGGGCUGCUGUGCGCCCGUCCAGGGACAGCCAACAGCGCAUUCGCCGCGACCUCCACGCCUCAGCUCGCGAGGUCCGGAAAGAAGGCCGCUACCGGGUGCUCUACCGCCGAUCUUCAGGGACCUCUAGCAGCUUGGAGUCUGAGUGUGCACAGGACCCAGAAACUGCCAGGGACGCAAGCUUCCAGCUGUUGGACCUGGUCCACGAGGAAGGAGACCCAGAGGCCGCUGCCUCAGACACCAGGAAACCAUCUGACCCAGAUGUGAUCCUCUGCAAUUCUGUAGAGUUGAUCCGUGAACGAUUGACAGUAUCUGAGGAUGGACCAGGAGUCGGGCAGUGGGAGGAACAGAAGCAUGAUGACUAUGUGUAUGACAUUUAUUACUUAGAGAUGGCCACUCCAGGGUGGAUUGAGAACAUCCUCUCUGUGCAGCCCUACAGCCAGGAGUGGGAGCUGGUAAAUGAUGAUCAGCAACCAGAAGACAUUUAUGAAGAUGAAGAUGAUGAGAACAGUGAAAAUAAUUGGCGCAAUGAGUACCCAGAGGAGGAGAGCAGUGAUGGACAUGAAGAUUCCAGAGACUCUGAUGAAUACAACAGCCUCAGUGAAGAGGAAAGAGGCAGCAGCAGGCAACAGGUAUGGAGCAAGUAUGCUUUGGAUGUACAGAAGGAGUUUGGCUACGACAACCCCCACGAUCUGGAUUCAGACUGAUGGUCUUGCAAUGACCAAACGGUUCUUCCACAGGCUGUGAGGGUUCAGACUACAGUGUCAGGUGGCCUGGUGACAUGCUCUUAGGAUUCGUAACUGAACAUGUAGAAGGAAAAAGCAUGUCCAACAGUAUUAUCACAACACAGUGAUAACUCGCUAAGAGAGCGAGUCUUCGAUUCACAAUAGGACUCAUUUGCGUCAAUCAGAAGUGUUCCUACAACUUGAAAGAAAAUGCUGUAAAAAUCCUUUUGCUUCCUGACCCAGGCAUUUUUCCUGGCAUCCCAGUUCUCAUGUGCUGAAGUCCAAAGGGGAAAAAAGUCUCCCGUUUCAUCAACAGUAAGGCUAUUCUUUCUGCUACCACCAGGUAAAGCCUGUCCCCUUUGUUAGAGAUCUAGAAGAGCUAUACUGGGUCACUUUGCAGCAGCGCAGCUUGGAUAGCAACAGCAAUUAGGGGAGGAACUAAUUCUGUCUGAGCCAUGGGAGGUUUUAGUGAACACUCAUCUCUGCCUCCCUGCUUGGGAUUAUGAUAAAGAUUACUGUAAUUCUUUUUGGCAGUGGUGCCAAGGAAUAAUAUGUAUGAAUGUGAUACUCUUUAAUAAAAACUGACGUAAUAUGGAAGCAAGCAAUUCCUUUGAAACCUUUUAAAUCUGAACAUCUAUUGUACUUCCCCUACUACAUACGCACACAAGAUUGAGACAGAAGUUCCAGAACUAACUUGAGACUUAAGGCAAGGGAGGACAAAGAAAGCAUGUCCUGAACUUAGUUUUCUACUGAAAAAUGUUUAGCAUUCACCUCAUGCACUGAAAACAAACUAUAGUCUUCCCUUGGUAUCUGUGGGUGAUUGGUUCCACGACCUACUAUGGACACCAAACUCCACAGAUGCUCAAGUCCCAAAAAUGACAUAGUAUUUGCAUAUAGCAUAUGUACAGCCUUCAUAUACUUUGUCAUCUCCAGAUUAUUUGUGAAACCUAACAUAAAUGCUAGGCAAACAGUUGUUAUACUGCAUUGGAAAAUGACAGUAAGUCUGGUACAUGUUUAGUACAGGCACAAUUUUUUCCCAAAUUUUUUGCUCCAUAGUUGGUUAAAUCCAUGGAUGUAGAACCUCCUGGAUAUGGAGGCUAAUUGUACUAUUACAGGAUCUAUUUUGUUACCAGAACUUAUCUCUUGUAAGCAAACUAUCCCUACUCCUUUCCAAAUCCCAACUACUUUUUUGUGAGGGUGCUGAACUCAAGAGCUUCACACUUGCAAGUUAUUUUGGAGAUGGGGUCUCACCCACUAUUUUUGGCCUCAAACUGUGGUCCUCCCGAUCUCAACCUCCCAAGUAGCUAGGACUAUGGACAUGAGCCACUGCUGCCUGGCUAAAAGACUUAACUCUUAAGUUGGCACUUACUCAUCUAUUAUAGCACUGACCAAAAAUUUUUACAGCAAUGAAUACAUUAUCUGCACUGUGCACAUGUGGCUCUUGCAAUAUGAUUAGUGCAACUGAGUUUAGUUUUACUUUAAUUUAGCUACUAUGGCUAGUAGUAAACAGCACAAGAAACAACACAUAGAACCUUUGAUUAUAUGUCCUCUUGCCCUGUGACAGUUUUGUCUGACUCAUUAUCAUCUGAAAAAGUGAAUUACACAGGGAGAUGCUGCCUUCUCACCUCUU